UUCACUUCCGGAGCUUGCGAACAAAAUAGAAUCGCUAAGGCAAAGAAAACCCUGCGAGUGGCGAGUGUUUUAAGAUCACACUCAAAAACAACAUCCAAAGUGGUUAGUGGCAGUUGAGAGAGUGCCCAAGACCCCGAAUACCAGCCGGGCAGACACGAACAACACCAGCAGCAGCAGCACCACCAUCAUCAACAGCAGCAGCAGCAUUUCCCGCUUUUCGUUUUCGUCGUCGCCGAACAACAAAUAACAAAACCACGACAAACGAUGGCUGAUGCCGCGGAGAGUAAGCCACUGGCCGCCGAACAGCAGCAGGCGCAGCAGCAGCCGGAGCAGCAGCAGAAUCCGCCGAAUCCGCAGGAGCAGGAUCACGAGCAGGAGCCGCUGGACGAGCUGCAGGGACAGCAGGGCCAGCCCGCUCCGCCCACCAAGGAAGUCAUCGCCACCAAAGUCACCGGCACCGUCAAGUGGUUCAACGUGAAGAGCGGCUACGGCUUCAUCAACCGCAACGACACCAGAGAGGAUGUCUUUGUGCACCAGAGCGCCAUUGCGCGGAACAACCCCAAAAAGGCGGUCCGCUCGGUGGGCGACGGUGAGGUCGUUGAGUUCGACGUGGUCAUUGGUGAGAAGGGCAACGAGGCGGCCAACGUGACCGGUCCCUCCGGUGAGCCGGUGCGGGGCAGUCAGUUUGCAGCGGACAAGCGCCGUAACUUCCGUCCCUGGAUGAAGAAGAAUCGCCGCAAGGAUGGCGAAGUGGAAGGCGAAGACGCCGAAUCGUCGGCCCAGCAGCAACAGCAGCAGGCGGCACCAAUCGUUGACGGGCAGCCGCAGCAGCAGGUGCAGUCCGGCCCGCGUCAACCACGACAGAACUUCCGCCGAGGACCACCCGGUGGACCGCCCGGAGGACCUCGAGGUGGCCCCCGAGGACCGCCUGGUGGAGCUCCCGGUGGCCCCCGGCGCUACAACAACUAUUAUCUGCGUCAGCCGAGACGCGGCCUGGGCGGCGGUGACGGCAGCGCCGAGCCCGGUGUCCACGAUCAGAAUCCCGAGGGUCUGCAGCGCGGCGAGGGUCAGGGACCACGUCGCGGUGGAGGCCCACCGGGCGGACCCCAGAGGCGCUUCUUCCGACGCAACUUCAACAAUGGUCCACCGCCACCACGCCGCGACGGCGGAGAAUACAUUCAAGGCCAGGGACCGCCACGCCCACAACAGCCACGUCCACGUCGCCAGAGGAAACCAAAUGGCCCUGGCGGUGGUUCGGAGCAGCAGCCAGAGAAGGUAAUGAACUAAUCACCAGCAUCAUCACAACAGCAGAAACAACUGAAACAUCUUCGCCGAAACAAACCUACGAUAACAACAUCUAAAUUAGUAAACAUCAGCAACAGUCAGUCGCAAGCAUAACAACAAGGUCUACAAUAAUAACAUGGUGAAGGCGUCUUAAAAACUAAACAACUAACUAAAGUGCAUUGUGUAGAUGCAUUCGUAAAUAACCACUAACAACCAGAGCAGCCACACGCACCGACACCAAAAGCAGAGAAACAGCGAUAAAGCGGAGAAACCACCCUAACAUUUAACACUUUACACUUAACUUGGAGGCUUUGGGUCUAACAUAACAUUCUAAUACAUUUAGUUUUUAGUUACCUAACCUGUGACUAAUUGGCUAACAAGCAACACACACACACUUAAUUUACAACCGAAACCAGCAUUUUGCUUUCAUCCCUUCGAUUUAUUUUUGAAGUUGUACUUACGUUAAUGAUUUCUACCCCCCUCGCCAUGUUUUCCCAUGUUCAAAUUCCUAGAACGGCGCUCAAGAGCUGCAAAAUACAACCACAGAGAGCACUGCAUAGAAAAGGAUCCGAAAGGAUCUAAAUCGUCAACCGACAAACAAAAACAUCGUCAGCAGUAGCCGCAGUAUAUAACUACAAUCGCAGAAAAACAGCAGCAGCAGCCCAUCCUCAACAUCAGCGACCAAUGCAACAUCAUGGUGCAAUAAGAUCAGCAAAUGUUGCAGCAAAUUUUGCUAAAUGAGCCGCCGCGUUUUUUCGGUUUGUUUGCUUUUUGUUUAGUUUCGUAGGGCAGAGAAUCAAUUGUACAACUCAUACCACAACAAAACUAACAUCCUCAAAAUUUCAAUCAAAUUCAAAAACAAACAAAAAAUUGUAUAAAAUUUCCAUCAAGCCUGGCCGUCGUCAAAAAAUUGCAUAAUUGUGGAAUUUUUAUUGUAUGAACCAACAAACCAAACACGAAAACAUAAAUAAAUUUCAAUUACACUGCAAUUUAGAUGGCGCCGGUAUACAAUUUACUUUAAUGAUUAUUACCAUUUUUUAUUUAUUUAUUCUUGAAAGCAUUGUUACCCGUUGUGCGUUAAGCAAACCCAUAACUCUAAGUUACUCGAUUUAAAGAUCAUUAAAAACGUAAACCUAUACCAAUAACCACACCACCACUUUGUCCCAUUUAUGCAUCAUCCGAAAUCGAGAACCAUAGCCAUCGGGCGAAAAGAAAUGAAAGCAAAGCAGAGCAAACAAACAGAAGAACGAAAUCAUGUAAAUCACAGCAAACAAACAUACAAAAAAAAACUGUAAAAGAUGCAAAAAUAUACAACAAACGCAAGAUGGCAACAAAGGAAAGUAAAAAAAAAAACUUUAAAAACGUAUUGGAAAAAAUAAAAAAAUUGAAAAAC
Messenger RNA from Drosophila melanogaster (fruit fly), 2677 nucleotides. RefSeq names its product ypsilon schachtel (gene yps). Bases 265 to 1287 code for a protein of 340 amino acids. Gene Ontology annotation, molecular function: nucleic acid binding. The transcript is spliced from 3 exons. The record is from RefSeq and is marked reviewed. Lineage: Eukaryota; Metazoa; Arthropoda; Insecta; Diptera; Drosophilidae.